This is a messenger RNA of Aspergillus versicolor CBS 583.65, 1287 nucleotides long. RefSeq names its product thiolase family protein. The transcript has 2 exons. Gene Ontology annotation, molecular function: acetyl-CoA C-acetyltransferase activity. The record is from RefSeq and is a predicted model, not a curated record. Gene Ontology annotation, biological process: fatty acid beta-oxidation. The coding region runs from base 1 to 1287 and encodes 428 amino acids. NCBI's taxonomy places the organism in Eukaryota, Fungi, Ascomycota, Eurotiomycetes, Eurotiales, Aspergillaceae.
AUGACAUCCUCAACCAAGGCGACCGAGCGUCUCGCCGAAAUCCAGAACCAUCUCAAUCCGCCUCCAAACAAGCAACCGGCGAGCGCAAUCGAGCCCGUGUACAUCAUCAGUGCUGCACGGACUCCAACUGCGCGAUUCGGCAGCUCCUUCGCCAAUAUCCCUGCCCCGCAGCUUGGAGCAUACGCCAUCAAAGAAGCGCUCCGGAAAUCAAACGUCCCCCCGAGCAGAAUCACAAAUGUCUACAUGGGGAAUGUCCUGCAGGCCGGCGUGGGCCAGUCACCUGCCCGCCAGGCUGCAAUUGCCGCUGGUCUCCCUGUGGUGGUCGACGCUGUCACAGUGAAUAAGGUCUGCGCAUCGGGGCUGAAAGCAGUCGCGCUUGCUGCUCAUGAUAUCCAGCUGGGCCUGGCAGAUGCUCAGAUAGCGGGGGGCAUGGAGAAUAUGUCGCGUGCUCCGUACUAUCUGCCGAGGGAUUCGGGCGGGCGUCGAGGCACUGGGACUGGGGAUCUCAAAUUACAGGAUGGCCUGGUAACGGAUGGGCUGUGGGACGUGUAUAACCAGAUCCACAUGGGAGCGUGCGCAGAACUUACAGCGGCGAAACUCGGUAUCUCGCGAGCAACGCAGGAUGAGUAUGCCGUUCAGAGCUUUCUGCGCGCACAGCAGGCGUGGGCCGAGGGGAAGUUCAAGGACGAAGUGGUUCCGGUUGUCGUGACGGACAAGACCAGUAGUCGCACGAUUGAUCGCGAUGAGGGAUAUGACAGGCUUCGGAGAGACAAAGUCGCAGGACUAAAGCCUGCGUUUACCAAGGCUGCUGAUGGGACUGUUACGGCCGCCAACUCGUCGUCUCUUAAUGAUGGUGCGAGCGCGCUGGUUCUGGGGAACCGGGCCAUCGCCCAGCAGUAUGGGAAGGGGAGCCGAGUUCUCUCCAGAUUUGUUGCUUCAGCAGAUGCCGCGCUGGAUCCUGUUGAUUUCCCCAUUGCUCCGGCAAAGGCUAUAGAGCUUGCUUUGGCCCGGGCAGGAAUCCAAAAGGAAGAUGUGGCAGUAUGGGAACUGAAUGAAGCCUUCGCAGCAGUUAUCAAAGCAAACGCACAGAUACUCGGUCUUGAGGGUGCAAAUAUAAAUCCCCUUGGGGGCGCGAUAUCUCUGGGCCAUGCACUCGGCAGUUCUGGGUCGAGGAUUCUCACCACCUUGGCUCAUCAGCUACAACCGGGCGAAUAUGGAGUUGCAGCCGUCUGCAACGGCGGUGGUGCGGCAACUGCAGUUGUUAUACAGAGGGUAGAGCAUGUCUAG